UGUUGCAUGCGUUUCUUCACACACAAAUAACUUAGUUGCACUACAGUCAGUGCUGGGAAAGGGGUACCAAUUGUCCACCUUCCUUACCUGCCUGUUAGUCAUAAUUUUUUAACUCUCUGUUUACAGCAUUUUACACAAGCCAGUAUGGGUACAAAAUGAAGCUACGAAUCUAUUUGAAUGGCAACGAGCAAGCAAAAGGAACUCACAUUUCACUGUACUUCACACUGCAGACUGGGGACUUUGAUUCCCUGCUGAAAUGGCCCUUUGCAGAACCGGUGAGGCUCUCAAUCUUGAGUCAGACUAACAGAGAGGACUCGGCUCUGCACUGCCUCUCUCCCAGCGGGCUUCUACUGUCCUUGCAGAAGCCGAGCGUGAAUGGAAACAUGCCUUACGGACUCCCAAUGUUCGUGUCCCUCACAGAGCUCUAUAGCAGGCUUGCACAGUUUGUGCCUGAAGACACUUUGUUUGUAAAGACAGAGGUUGAGCACAGAAAAGUGUAGAAAUAAAAGGUGCGUUAAACGCAUUGUACUGUAUAAACAUAUCUGGUAAGCUGAAUAAAUACUGCCUAUAUAAACAAAUAGUACUUGUGCUUUAAAGUAGUAGUCAAUACAAUAGUAUAGCAUGGUGUAUAUUAAUAUAAUAUUCCAUAGUACUGUCGUGAAUUUGAGCCAGUGGAUUCUCAAAGCUCUUACUGUACACUGUAGAGUGUUUUUCACUAAGUAUAGAGUCACCCAUUAUAGAUACCAAACCAGAAGAACUGUAACAGCGCUGAUUUAGGGGUAAAAUCUUUGAUGGUCUGCUAGAACAGUGUGUUUAAUGUGAAUCAUAGAACAAUCAUCAAAAGCUAUUUGUUUGCAAUGUGUUUUCUUUAAUAAAAUAAGUGAAGCAACA
This is a messenger RNA of Polyodon spathula (Mississippi paddlefish), 891 nucleotides long. Its product is annotated as TNF receptor-associated factor 1-like. Gene Ontology annotation, molecular function: protein binding. The transcript is spliced from 2 exons. Bases 156 to 500 code for a protein of 114 amino acids. Lineage: Eukaryota; Metazoa; Chordata; Actinopteri; Acipenseriformes; Polyodontidae. The record is from RefSeq and is a predicted model, not a curated record.